AUGUUCCCCAAAAGGCCGCUGGUCCCUCAAGCAAUCCGUUUCGUGCGGCAGUCGUCGACCUUUUCUCAAGGCUUGUCAGGUCUCAAGAUAAACUCUGAUCGUCUUCAAGAAACCAUUCAUCACACUUGCCAAUGGGGAGCAGCGCAUCGAUAUGGCAGAGGCCUAAAUGAAACUGGCAUGGCCAGGCUGACUCUCUCAAAUGAAGAUGCCACCGCGAGACGAUGGUUUGUAGAAGAGACUCAGAGUCUGGGAUGCGAUGUCAAGAUUGAUCAGAUGGGCAACAUUUUUGCCAGGCAAAGAGGAUCGCUGGGCUCGACGCUGCCCAUGACUGCCAUGGGCAGCCACUUGGAUACUCAACCCCAGGGCGGCAGAUACGACGGUAUCUUGGGCGUUGUUGCUGGUAUCGAAGCACUUCGAACAAUGAAGGAGAAUGGAUACUAUUCCAACUUUGAUAUUGGAGUCAUAAACUGGACAAACGAGGAAGGCGCAAGGUUCCCAGGCACGACGGUCUCCUCCAAAGUUUGGGCGGGCGAAAUACCAAUUCAAAAGGCUUGGGAUUUGAGAGAUGUUGCGAAUUCUUCCAUCACAAUGAAGUCGGAACUAGAGAGGCACGGAUACCUAGGGGAAAUCGCGUGUUCGGCAACGCAAGGUUACCCAAUAGGUGCGCACUUUGAACUCCAUAUCGAGCAAGGCCCCUUCUUGGAAUCCAGAAGGAGGAAGAUCGGGGUCGUUCGAGGUGUACAGGCCUGCAGAUGGCUCACUUUCACCGUGGUCGGCCGAAGUGCUCAUUCGGGUACGACGCCGUAUUCCGCAAGGAAAGAUCCGCUUCUGGCUGCGGCGAAGAUGAUUGCGACUUCGAAUGAGCUAGCCCAGAACUCCGGGGCCUUUGUGACCACAGGUGUCAUCAAAGUUCCUCCGGGGUCAUCGACCAACGCAGUUGCAUCGCAGGUGACGUUCACACUGGACAUUCGCCAUCCAGAAGACAAGGUCAUCUCUGAGGUUCAGGACCAAUGUCUUGCUUUCUUCCAAGAGGUCUCGCGCAAGAAUGACGUAGAGUUGAGCUGGACAAUCGAUGUAGACUCGCCUGCGACCACUUUUGAUGAGGAUUGUGUGUGGGCCGUCGAAACGGCAGCGAAUGGCAUCGUGGGCCAUGAUGGCUGGCUCCACAUGACGAGCGGUGCGACGCACGAUAGCGUCAAUACUAACAAACAUUGCCCAACGACGAUGAUCUUUGUGCCCUGCAAAGAUGGCGUUAGCCAUCAUCCUGAAGAGUAUUGUAGCCCAGAGGAUUGUGCCUUGGGGGCGCAGACUCUCCUCGAUUCUGUCAUCAUUUACGACGAUAUGAGACUAGCGAAGCUUCAAUAG
Molecule: messenger RNA, 1365 nt
Organism: Colletotrichum orchidophilum
Lineage: Eukaryota; Fungi; Ascomycota; Sordariomycetes; Glomerellales; Glomerellaceae
Product: hydantoinase/carbamoylase family amidase
Exons: 4
Coding region: 1-1365 (454 amino acids)
Molecular function (GO): hydrolase activity, acting on carbon-nitrogen (but not peptide) bonds, in linear amidines
Source: RefSeq, a predicted model, not a curated record